GCCUCUUUCAUCACUUCCUCCGGCAGAGCUGGGCUCGGCUUAGCGCUGUUUAGCAAAUACGCGGCCAUCUUGGAUUCAGCAGUCUAGCUACAGGCGACGCUUAGUUUUUGGGAUGGGUGGAACUGAAACAAAACUUGGGGAUUCCUGGGUGUAAUUAUUUUUUAACGAAUAGGUUCGCGUCGUCAGUUUUAUCCUGAGCAUUUUGGCGGAACUUCACUAACUUCCCAAAUCGGCGUCGGACCGUUUGUAUAGCGGUUAUAACCUGAAGUCCCCUCCUCCUUCUCGCCAAACCGCUGUGUGCAGUUCGGCGGGCCUGGAGUAACUGUAUGGGCUUGGUUUCGUUACCAACUUUUUUUAUUUUGACAGCGUUUGUUCACUUUCUAAACUAACUGGCCACCUUUUUGGAGUACGGUUAUGGUGGGCGCAUGUUCAGCACUGCACAAGUUUGUGUUGUGUGCCACCGGUUGGACAUCACAGCGCCGUGUGGUGUAAUGCGGCUCGAUAAAUGACUUUAUUAACGUGGAGUGGCGGCGUCUUCCGGCGUGUGUUGUGCUGAAAGUUCGCCUUUGGAUCGCAGUCAGAGCUGAUCUCCUCCAUGGUCUGUCGGAUAACUGCUUUGUGCUCUUCCUUCGGACCGAGGCGCUGCGAUUAGACACACACUUGGACAAGGAGAAGCACUUUGGAGAUCGAGACGCGUUAAAAUGUCAACGAGGACACCACUGCCUACAGUCAAUGAGCGCGACACGGAAAAUCACACCUCGCACAGUGACGGGCGGAACGAUGGUGCCACGAGAUCUAGCCGCUCAGGGGCUCGAUGCCGCAACUCCAUCGCCUCGUGUGCCGAUGAGCAGCCGCAUGUUGGCAACUACCGGCUGCUCAAAACCAUCGGCAAGGGCAACUUCGCCAAGGUCAAAUUGGCACGACACAUCCUGACUGGACGAGAGGUGGCCAUAAAAAUUAUUGAUAAGACGCAGCUCAAUCCUACCAGUCUCCAAAAGCUCUUCCGAGAAGUAAGAAUAAUGAAGAUUCUGAACCAUCCAAAUAUUGUAAAGUUGUUUGAGGUCAUUGAAACGGAGAAAACCCUUUAUCUGGUGAUGGAAUACGCCAGUGGAGGGGAGGUGUUUGACUACCUCGUAGCACACGGCCGGAUGAAGGAGAAGGAGGCCAGGGCUAAAUUUAGACAGAUCGUAUCAGCUGUACAGUACUGCCAUCAAAAACACAUUGUGCACAGAGACCUCAAGGCAGAGAAUCUGCUGCUAGAUGCAGAUAUGAACAUUAAGAUAGCAGACUUCGGCUUCAGUAAUGAGUUCACGCUGGGCAACAAGUUGGACACGUUCUGUGGCAGUCCACCAUACGCCGCUCCUGAGCUCUUUCAGGGAAAGAAGUACGAUGGACCUGAGGUGGAUGUCUGGAGCCUGGGGGUCAUUCUCUACACGCUAGUCAGUGGAUCGCUGCCUUUUGAUGGCCAGAACCUGAAGGAGCUGCGGGAGCGAGUGCUAAGGGGGAAGUAUCGCAUACCCUUCUACAUGUCGACUGACUGCGAAAACCUCCUCAAGCGCUUCCUGGUGCUUAAUCCUAUCAAGCGGGGUACACUUGAGCAAAUCAUGAAGGACCGGUGGAUCAACGCUGGCUUUGAGGAGGAUGAACUCAAGCCCUUUAUGGAGCCAGAGCUCGACAUCUCAGACCAGAAAAGAAUAGAUAUAAUGGUGGGAAUGGGUUACUCCCGUGAGGAGAUCCAUGAGUCUCUGACUAGGAUGAAGUAUGAUGAGAUCACUGCAACCUACCUGCUGCUGGGUAGGAAGCCCACUGAGUUGGAUGCUGCUGACUCCAGCUCCAGCAGUAACCUGUCCCUGACCAAAGUCAGACCCAACAGUGAGCACAACAAUGGCCAAUCACCAUCUCACCUCAAAGUCCAGAGGAUCACCUCCAACCAGAAACAACGCCGCUUCAGUGACCAGGCUGGUCCUGCUAUUCCCUCAGUGGGUUACCCGAAGAGAAGCCAGACCACCACAGCAGAUAAUGAGCACAAAGAGGAAAGCAGUGCCCAGCCUCGCAAGUCCAGCUCUUCCGGGAGCCGUGGCGUGGCACCCCCUAGCCCCCUGCUGGGCAACGCCAACAACCCAAACAAGGCUGACAUUCCUGACCGCAAGAAGGCCUCCACUGCCCCUGGGAGUAACACUGUGUCUGGGGGGAUGACCAGGAGAAAUACAUAUGUUUGUAGUGAACGCACUGCUGGGGACCGGCACUCUGUCAUCCAGAACGGCAAAGAAAACAGCCUGAGUGAAAUGUCAGCGUGUGCCGCCGCAAGUCCGUCUUCAUAUGCUGCUGCUCUCACUGCUUCGUCUGCCUCGGUUCGUCUGAGGCACUACAAAGCCACGCCACUUUCAGCUUCUGGCUACACCUGCCGCUCUACACUGCCCCCUAGUGACGGUCCCACUGAACUCUUCAGGCCCAACACAACCACGCCCUCUUCGCAGCGAAACCCUGGGGCCUCCACCCACAGCAUCAGUAGCGCCACGCCACCAGACCGCCUCCGUUUCCCACGAGGCACGGCGAGUCGCAGCACCUUCCACGGUGGCCAGUUGAGAGAGCGACGUACGGCCACGUACAACGGACCCCCUGCCUCGCCCACCCUCUCCCAUGAUGCAACACCACUCUCACAGUCACGCAGCCGCGGGUCAACCAACCUCUUCACCAAACUCACCUCCAAGCUCACACGCAGAAACAUGUCUUUCAGGUUUACCAAAAGAGUACCAGCAGAGUUUGAGAGGAAUGGCAGACAUGAGGGCUCAAGUCGGACCGUGUCCGGGGAUCAGAAGGAGGAUCAGAAAGACACCAAGCCACGUUCCCUGCGCUUCACCUGGAGCAUGAAGACCACGUCGGCCAUGGAGCCAAGCGACAUGAUGCGCGAGAUCCGCAAGGUGCUCGACGCCAACAACUGCGACUACGAGCAACGCGAACGCUUCCUGCUGCUCUGCGUCCAUGGCGACGGCCAUGCCGAGAGCCUCGUCCAGUGGGAGAUGGAGGUGUGCAAGUUGCCCCGUCUCUCUCUCAAUGGCGUGCGCUUCAAGCGGAUAUCGGGAACUUCCAUUGCGUUCAAGAACAUAGCUUCAAAAAUUGCCAAUGAGCUAAAGCUGUAAAAAAAAUAUAAAUAAAUAAAUAAUCAAAAUGUGAAAAUGUGACAAAAGGACUAAGGCAUACAAAAAUCUAUUAUUUUUUUGUUUUUUUUUUUCUUUCUGAAAAAAGUAGCAGAUUCAAGGAUCCUUUCUCGAAUGCUUACAGAAAUGUGUAACGAAAUGUAUAGAAUCAUGCCUUAGGUGGUAUUAUUAUUAUUAUUAUUAUUAUUAUUAUUAUUAUUAUUGUGACUGGUGGUCUAAAACUGUAUGGAAAAGAAGUGAUGGUUGGUGGUUUUCUUUUUAUUUAUGCACUACUGCAUUAGCUGCCCAAUAGGCCUUUAGUUAACCCUUCAUUUAAAACAGAGGGAUGACAAAGUCACAGUAUUUCUCUUCAGUGCCGUGCCUGCCCACAACUCCUUUAGUCUCUUUUUUUGAUACUAAGCAAAAAUGGCCGUUGUGUUGUUCGAUAGGAAAAUGAUAUGCACCCCAACUGCCCAAAGCUGCUGAUGGCAGUAUAGUCAUAUUGCUCCCUCCUCAUAUAAUCAGACAGGAACUGACUUUGACUUGUUGGAAUGAACUGUUCUAUAUGCCUAAAGAUGGACAGGAUCUGCUUAUUUAUAGACUGUGGUGCCAUGAAUCUGCUGGGUGAGGUCACAGGAGAGUUCAGCCACAGCACCUUUUAGCGAAACCUCAUGGUUGUAAUGCAUUGUGAGAUUUUGACUAACAAUUUUCAGAGAAUUAAAAGACUUAUUCAGAGCAGGAAGAUUUUCCUUCCUGGUCUGUUGGUAUAUUUAGUUUAUUUCCAUAUGAAGUGUUUUUUCUUUUGUAACAUAUAUUGGAAGUUGUUGAACUGUUUGUAUUCUGAUGAGGUGAAAAGGGCCUAUGGAGGAGUCAGGCUCCUGAGUCAAGAUGUCGUUUUUCAGGCCUCAGUAUUCACUCCUAUCCGUAAAGAAACCAUGGCACUGUUUUUAUUUUUUUUUUUUGGAAUGUAAAUAAUGUACCUUAGUUUUGCAACAGCUACAUAUUGAUAUACUUUUUUUUUUUUUUCUUUUCUAAAUCUGGCUGUGAGUUGGAAACUAUGGAAAUUAAUGUACUCAUCACAAGAUAAGGUUAAUCAGUGUCUUCAUUAAAACACACUUGAAACUAAAAUCUGAUGUCUCUUUCUUUACACCAGUGCGUUAAAACUGCUGGAGGCGUAGGAUUUUGUGCUUUAUGUAUUGUAUCAUGGGCUUGGCAACUGGCUGUUGGAAGAGUAUCCUUAUUUAAGGUGUUUUAAAGCAGGUAGAACAUGAAAUCCUGCUGGAAAAUGGUGUCAUUCUGACAUGGAGUGUGAAAUAGUUUAAAGUCGACCAGAAUUGAUCAUAAAGCUUGGGUUAUUGUUUGUAUGGAGCUUUGCAUGUUCUCCAUGUACACUCACUAUGCACUUUAUCAGGAACUCCUGCACGUUCAUGCAGUUAUAUGAUCAGUCCAUCAUGUGGCAGCAGCACAGCUGAAAAGAGCACUGACUGGAGCUCUUGACUUGUAUCUGCAUGAUCACAUCCAACAUCAGAAUGAAGAAAAAUGUGAUCUCGGUGACUGACUGUGGCAUGGUUGUUGGUAUUAGAUGAGCUGGUUUGAGUAUUUCAGAAACUACUAAGCUGGGAAUUUCACAGUUUACACGGAAUGAUGCAAAAAAAAAAAAAAAAAAAAAUACAUUGAGUGAGCGACAGUUCCGUGUGUGGAAACAUACUGUUGAGAGAUUAGAGGAAAAUGGGCAGAUUGGAUCAAGCUGAUGAGAAGUCUAUAGUAACUCAAUCAACCGUGGUGAGCAGAAAAGCAUUUUAGCAUGCACAGAACAUCGAGUCUUCAGGUGGAUGAGCUACAUCGGCAGAAGACCACACCGGGUUCCGCUCCUGUCAGCCAAGAACAGGAGUCUAUCAUGGGCACAGACUCACUCAAACUAGACAGGUGUAUAGAUGUUCCUAAUAAAGUGGACAGCGAGUGUAUGUUUCCUCCGGGUUCUUUGUUUUCCGCCCACCUCCCAGAAUAAUACCAGUAGGUGAUUGAAUUUAAAGCCACAGUGUCCAGGAUAAAUUGAUUACUGAAGAUCUAUUCCUGGACCAAAUAAGCAUUUUUUUUUAAUCAACACGUCUACUCUGUUACCCAUAAACCCUCAGUUGUAUCCAAUGCAUAAUAGGAAAAAUGUUCAUGAACAGACUGUUUAAAAGUCUACUGUUGUAUAUGAAAUAUACAUGAAAUAAACACGAGGGAGACCUAGUAUGAGUAAUAUGUAAUCUUAUUGAGAAUUCACUGGGCUGGUGGACUGUAUGAAUAGAUGUUCACC
Molecule: messenger RNA, 5439 nt
Organism: Ictalurus furcatus (blue catfish)
Lineage: Eukaryota; Metazoa; Chordata; Actinopteri; Siluriformes; Ictaluridae
Gene: mark3b
Product: MAP/microtubule affinity-regulating kinase 3b
Exons: 19
Coding region: 702-3140 (812 amino acids)
Biological process (GO): intracellular signal transduction; protein phosphorylation
Cellular component (GO): cytoplasm; plasma membrane
Molecular function (GO): ATP binding; protein serine/threonine kinase activity
Source: RefSeq, a predicted model, not a curated record